AUGGAAGAAGCAGCUUAUCAAUUUGAUGAAAUCAAGUCUAAGAUACCAACCAAUUUGGAACAAGUCACCGAAUAUAUCGACUUAAUCAAAUCUAAAAUUCCAACCUCAUAUGAUGAAUUACAGCCACAUAUUGAAUAUUUCAAAUCCAUCAAACCAGAAGAUGUCAUUAAUGAUUUCAAGAAUCUUAAAGUAUCUCCAAUUACUGUAUCUGUAACAUUGGUUAUUUUGACCACUUUGUUAAUAUUUGGUAAAUUACUUGGUGGCAAUGGUAAGCAACAUCAUGAAACCCCAAAGAAGAAGUCUAAAAAGAAAUUGACUAAAGCUCAAAAGUCAAAUAAACAAAUUCAAGAAAUUUUGGAUUUCGUUGAACUGGAAUAUGUCCCAGAAAUUGACAAAUUCAUAGAAACAUACAAAACAUUAUCUUCAGAAGAUAUCGAAAUCAAGUUCAAUUAUUUUGAAGAAAUGUUGUUGAAAGAAUUGUUGAAGUUGGAUGCAAUUGAUGUCAGUGGAAAUGAAAUCUUGAGAGAUAACAGAAAAAAAGUCAUCAAAUUUAUUCAAGAUCAUCAAAAGAGAUUAGAUAAAUUCAAGAAAGAAAUCAAAGCUUAA
Candida tropicalis MYA-3404 is the source of this 606-nucleotide messenger RNA. It is a transcript of the gene SNL1, whose product is annotated as Snl1p. Lineage: Eukaryota; Fungi; Ascomycota; Pichiomycetes; Serinales; Debaryomycetaceae. Gene Ontology annotation, molecular function: protein-folding chaperone binding; adenyl-nucleotide exchange factor activity. The transcript has a single exon. Gene Ontology annotation, cellular component: cytoplasm; cytosol; nucleus. The record is from RefSeq and is a predicted model, not a curated record. Gene Ontology annotation, biological process: protein stabilization. The coding region runs from base 1 to 606 and encodes 201 amino acids.